Prorocentrum cordatum is the source of this 414-nucleotide messenger RNA. NCBI's taxonomy places the organism in Eukaryota, Dinophyceae, Prorocentrales, Prorocentraceae. The record is from the annotation of a GenBank genome assembly.
AUGGCCGACAGCGACAGCAACCAGAUCUUCGUCGUGAACCACGCCAAGCACAGCAAGGACAAGAUCGCCGGCUGUGGCAAGGCUGGUCACCUGGACGGCCCGCUCGACGUGUGCCGGAUGAACAAGCCCUCGUCCAUCGCGCUGGACCCCAACACUCACUACAUAUACGUCGCGGACUCGGGGAACCACCGCAUAAGGCGCAUCGACCUUUCCACUGGAUUUAUGACCACCGUUUGCGGCAGCGGUCGGAAAGGCAGCCGCGAUGGGAAGAGCAUCAAGGACCAGAGUCUGGACUCCCCCUUCGACGUGCACUUCAUGCACCCGUGCCACUUGCUGAUCAGCUGCGCGGACAACAGCAUCCGCCGGCUCGACCUGUCCACCUCCGAGCUGGAGACCGUCCUGGUCGGCAGCUGA